CGCCCUUCUUCAAAAGGGACAAGGCAGAAUGAGAGAGAAAGGCAAGGAAGAGACAAGCGGAAGUGGAACACAUCUGGAUCGUUUGGUUGAAGACAGACAAUCGACUGCGGGUUGCGAGUCUCACACCAUAGCAAACAGCCUUGAGGAGUCCUCGAUGCUGCGCACGCAAGAACAGCGUUUCUUUUCUGAAGCACGUUCAACUGCAUGUGACGGUAUCCCCAAACGUUUGCAUCCAGUGCUUUUCCCCCUAGCUCUUCCUUGGCUCUCCAGUUCUCAACGGCUGCACACUUGUUUUAGUUCGUUGUUUCAUGCCUUUGUGGUGUGUUCAUUCGUACCUAUAAAAAGACCGCCUCUAACAAGUGCCAUAGUGGCACCGGAGGCACUCGACACGCCACACCAAGUGACUAACAAACAACUAUUUCCUUGCGGUCGUGUCUUGGUUUCCUUUUGCCGUGUCAGCGAAUCUCUGACCCUCGGAAACUCUCAGGUCUAUCCAGUCCAGAGCGGCAUCUCUGCUUCUCCGGACGAAGUGUUCGCGCAAAUUUGGGAAAUCCUGGAAAACGUUUUUCGGCUACGGGUUUCCGUGUGUACACCUUUGUUGGUUUCCGGAACCGGUGCACUCUUUUUCAUCUGGGAUGUGCCUCAUUCCACUUCCCUUCUUGAGUCUGACCUCAUCUGUGGCUUUCGUUGUGGCGUGCUCGAAUGCGGAUUUCUCCCGCAAACUCCGCUCCAGAAAUUUUUCAGCACGUCCCGGCUUCAGUCUCAGUCUUAGAUGUUGCAGUUGGGACGAGGCACACCUGUCUAACACAUCACAGGUUGCUUCCUUUUAGCAACCGCCCCCGUUUGUCUGGCAUAACUUUCCGUGGCUUCUCCGACUCUUCGUAUCUUUGUGCAUUCUCUGUAUGCCCGAUACAUAGGGGCGUUGAUGUGCCCGGCACUGGUCUCUGUUUUCAGCUUCCUACGGCAUCUAACAUAACAGUUUCUCUUUUGACAUGGACAUAGACGCGCAUAAUCCUUCCGCCGUUCGUUGCCGGUGUUCAACGGGGAAUUUGGACAGAAUAGAAAUCCAAAAUCUCCGGUGUGACCAGAAGGCUUAUUGAUUACAACAAGAGCGCAGGGCACGGUUGAAGCCGAACUCAUGAACCGGCGAUAGAACGCGCAAAAGCCAUAUUCUUCGCCCUUCACUGUCGUUUCCGGGAUCUCUGUCGAGGAACUAUACACCUUAGCAGUGUGAUCGAAUUUGUCUCGUGCAUCGAUUGCCCCAACCAAGAGCUGUUUAAUACAAGGAAACAAACUGAACACACCGGGAUCCUUCCCUGCUGACGCUAACCAUCAUGGGGCGAUUUGCUGGGCAAGACGAACUUUUCAAGGCGGCUGCCUCUAACGGCGUCGACUUCUUGUCUACACACAUUCAGCUGCCUGCUGAAACAUCAGCUGUUUCUGCCUCUUCACCGCAUGCUCCAAGCUCUCUUUCAGAUAGUCCUCUGGAUAAAGAGGACCUAAACGCUUUGGAAGACGAGGACGGACGGAGUCUCCUUCAUGUCGCAUGUGCCGCUGGCCACCUGCAGGCUGCGGAUUUUCUUCUUCGGGCAGGAGCGGAUUUUCUGAAGGCAGACGAAGGUCACUGGACGCCUUUGUUGUCUGCUGCGUCAGCGGGUCACUUGGGUGUGGUGAAGGCUUUGAUUGAAGCCGCCGAAAAAGCUUCCCACGAGGAGGGGCUCUCUAUUUCAGAGGGAGCGGACCAGCAGGCGAGCACAGAAGUUGUAAAGGAACUCUUGGAGGCGAGGACGCCCUCUGGAGGCACAGCUCUUACGACCGCUGCUGCCAAAGGCCACACAGCUGUUGUUGAAGCUCUUCUCGACGCGGGCGCGAAUAUCGAAGCCACUGAUAACUACGGGCGGACGGCUCUGUCGAAGGCAGUGGUUGCCAGCAAGGAAGCCACCGUUGAAGCGUUGAUGCGUCGAGGCGCAAGCUUGCGGGUUCAAGAGAAGUUCACAGGCGAUAAUCUGCUUCACCUGGCAGUGAAUUCUGAGCACGCCGAUUUGUGCUUGCUGCUGAUGCGAAAUGAUCCGGAUCUCCGAUUUCAAAAGAACAGGGAAGGCGUAACUCCCUUUGAAGCUGGCCGGGGUCCGUUUCUGAAACACCUAGCGAACCUCUUUGAAGCGGAGGAGGGAGAAAACGCAGAGGAUGCCACAGCCGCUGGCUCUAAAGAGGACUGAUGGGAACCGACCUGCUGAGGGCCUCCAUUUCUGUGAUUUCGGGGCUAAGCGUAGUUCCUGCCACCGCGAUGCACUUACUAGGAAACGAGUUUGGUAAUCUGUGCAACGACGCAAGAGUGUUGUUUGUUCAAAAACGCUGAGAUAGUGUUUCUGCCAAGUGUGGUGAAGACGUUGGAGCAGCGUCAUGGCCAGCUCUGCUGCCAAGCUCAGUUUCUCUCUUUCCCAUCGAGGCAGUUCAUUUCUCUUGUAUCUCGUUAUGGAACUACGAGCGAAAGCCGAGGCUGCUCCACCAGAGUGCUUUGGGCGUCCUAAUAUUGUAGCCGAAAGUUUGGAGGCGAGUGAAGCGCGACUACGAAGAGAGUUCACGAGAAGUGCUGGAAGCAGUGAGUGUUUGCUUUGUCCGGUGACUGGCCUGCGACUCCGAUGGAAGGGGGCUCUACAAUAUUUUUUAUCGCUACUUCUUCAGAAAGAGGCUCAGAACACCAGAAGUCAACCCCUAGGUACAGGAACGUCUCGACAAUUCAUUUGUACGCCGAACGGCUGAUAUGAUCAAGCCGCUUGACUAAUUCCAGUCAUCCUAUAGCAUGCCAAGAACAUAGCCGAUAUAGGAUAACCUUAAGGCCGUAGGGUGCCGGAAUCCAACAUGCUUGUAGGUGUCUUACGGAGCAAAGUGGAGUGGUUCUGCUGGAGAGCAACCAUAAAAACAUUUGGUGAUCAAUUUUUUGUUGUUUUGCGAAUACAGAAACUUGAUUCAGGC
Molecule: messenger RNA, 2976 nt
Organism: Toxoplasma gondii ME49
Lineage: Eukaryota; Apicomplexa; Conoidasida; Eucoccidiorida; Sarcocystidae
Product: ankyrin repeat-containing protein
Exons: 8
Coding region: 1335-2219 (294 amino acids)
Biological process (GO): innate immune response
Cellular component (GO): cytoplasm
Molecular function (GO): protein binding
Source: RefSeq, a predicted model, not a curated record